AUGGCAGCUGCCGUGCCUGGUUUUGUACGUUCGUUCUGCAGUUCCGUGCACCCGCGAGGCGGGGCCUGUGCCCGUGCGGUUCCAGACCCGGGCUGGCGCCGUCCUGCGCUGUCUGGAGUCAGCCCCCAGCCAGGGGGCAAGCAGCUCACCUCUCGAACGCACUGCACUGGAGGCCUGAAAAAGGAGCGGCAGCUCCCGACAGCCCAUGGGGCCUGUCCGCAGAUAGAGGCCGGGGGCCAGUGGGAUUGUAUCUGCCCCAACAAGAAGGCCCAGACUUGGCCUGGGGGCCAGAGUUGCCCAUGCCUCUCCCCAGAAGAGGGCGAGUGGGGGUCAGGGCUGGUGGGCCAGCUGGGGUCCUGGGACACGUGGGGAGCGGCUGCCUCAGCCCCUGGCCUGCUGGUGACGCACUCAGGAGGCCCAGGGCUCGAGAGACCGUGCAGUGAGGCGCCCCCCUACGUGAACAUCCCCGUCAGCCCCUCCUCCAAAACGCAGCUGCACUACAUGGGCCUGGAGCUCCAGGGGGCCAGCGCAGGGAUCCGAGGGGCUGGCGCCUCCCGCUAUGCACAGAUCGACAUCAUGGCCACCGAGGCGGCCCACAGGGUGGGGGCCCAGCAUGCACAGAGCCGGGAGGAGCGGCUGCCCGAGCUGGAGCAGAGGAGGAAAGGCGCCCUGCGGUGA
Messenger RNA from Odobenus rosmarus divergens (Pacific walrus), 678 nucleotides. RefSeq lists its product as uncharacterized. The coding region runs from base 1 to 678 and encodes 225 amino acids. NCBI's taxonomy places the organism in Eukaryota, Metazoa, Chordata, Mammalia, Carnivora, Odobenidae. The record is from RefSeq and is a predicted model, not a curated record. The transcript is spliced from 6 exons.